GCUAAUGCAAGAGCUUGACCGGUUGCCGUAGGUCCAAGGCAGUAAGGCAGACACAGCCAGGAUGAUGGGCAACCAAUUGCGAACAUCAAGGUCUCCCCAGCCUGAUGACUCUGGUCGACAAAGAGUCAUGACAGUGUUCGCAUGUCGGACACAUAAAGCUCGUAGACCCUCGAUCCGGACAUCAUGAGACAACUUCGCUAUCCAUGCUCUCCGCAACUCUUCGGGGUGUCAGGAAUGUUCGUGGUAGAGGGAAGAAGUACCUUUGCGCCACAUCCUGAUGGAAAUCGUUGCUCAGCAACUGGCAUUUGGCCAGGACAUACCAUUCUCAGGUACGACAUCAUGGACAAGUGAUUCUGACGAAAUGGUGUACCAGUUCAAAGAACGACCUGGCCACCACCCAAAAGUGAACGCACCCAACCCUGAUCAAUGGAGAGGGAUCAAAGACAUAUUCACACAGCUGUACCUUACCGAGAAUCGGAAACUGAAGGAUGUCAAGUCUAUCUUGUCAAGAAAGCAUGGCUUCAAUGCCAGUGAGAAAAUGUACAAAAGACGUAUCACGGAGUGGAAGAUACGCAAGAACUACAAGGCUCAGGAGAAGGAGGUCCUUGCCAAAAGAGUACAGGCGUAUGUGAAUUCCGGGCGUGAUAUUCAGUCUUUGUCAUUCAAUGGCAGACCCGUCAAACUCGACCGUGUCAAGCGGCAUUGUCCUGAUAAGCAGCUCUGGGAUCAGCUGAUGCAAAGCCCCGAAGCAACUUCGGGUACAGAUGCAACUACCGUCAAGGAAGAUACUCCUUCCACGACGACUCCUACCAAGCUUACGCCCGCAACUAAGUCAAGUUCUUCGCCAAUGCACUCAGACUUACAAAUGGCGGAAGCCACUACGCUAAACAGUGUUUCCUUCGAUAUCAACAUAAGUCCACCAACCGAACUGCACACGGUCGAGAGCACUUUGUUCCAUACCCGGGAGUCGAUUCGCUGGCAGUUCACCAGCUUCAAGCCUCUCAAAGUGGAAGAGCUUCGAAUUCGUUUUCCAGGAGAUAUUCCUGAUGAAGUCAGUACAGGACGACUCGAUCAAGCAUCAGCCUUCUGGCUGUUACUCCACCAUGGCUUCAGCCUUUUGCAUUCCAGGAGGUCAAGUGAGGGUUUCAAGAAUCUUGACGACUGCUGCAAGAUGAUACAGCCUCUCCUCAAAUCGGCGCCCCUCCAUCUUCUAUCAUGUUUGCUUCUCAAUUUCGCAAUUGCGUGGAAAGACAUGAACGAUCUGGAGCAAAAACUGCUAGAAUUUGUCUCAGAAAUGGCAUGCAAAGUCCUUGGCCCAUAUCAUCCACUUUCCAAAGCCACGAAGAUGAUAGUUUCGGACAGCACCCGCGAGCAUGUUGUCGAGCCUAUGAUGAACAUGAUAGUCCAGGGUUACCGUUCUGCUCGCAAGCUUAGCAGCUCUUCGGUGUUCGCUUUACGAGUUGAUCAGAUCGACCUACUGCGUAAACGCAAAAGAUUUGAUCAGGCAGUCAACCUUUGCCAACAGUUGAUCGACGACAGUAAGUCCAUGCGUCCAAAACGAUACCGCACCGCCCUGGCAGCUUUCGGGAGGCUCCGUCUUGAGCAAAAUGAUGAGUUUGCCGUCGAGGGCAUUGCGCACAGGAUCCUCGAACAUGCCAAUUCUGAUCCUGUGAUGUCAAACAGUGGCGGUACUACGACAUGGGCAUGCGAACAGCUGGCGGUCUCGGCCACGAAUCGAGGAGACUACAAUUCGGCAGAGAUGUACCUACGUCGGGCAGUAGGACUGUCUCACCAAGAGUAUUUGCAUCGCGGCCCUUCGACGGAGUUACUUCUGGAAAAAUUGGAAGUUUGUCUAAGGCAACAAGGUCGGAAAGUGAAGAUAGACAAGAUUUGCACGGAGAUGGGUCUUCCGGUGGGACGACUCAUAGGGUAGAGGUGACCCAUGGUUGCUGGGCUGUAGCAGUGAGCAAUCUCAGCAUGUCUUUCCCAUCCGAAACACCACCACAUCCAGUUGAAAUCCUAUGGU
Exophiala viscosa is the source of this 2026-nucleotide messenger RNA. RefSeq lists its product as uncharacterized. The transcript has a single exon. Gene Ontology annotation, molecular function: protein binding. Lineage: Eukaryota; Fungi; Ascomycota; Eurotiomycetes; Chaetothyriales; Herpotrichiellaceae. The record is from RefSeq and is a predicted model, not a curated record. Bases 278 to 1933 code for a protein of 551 amino acids.